Molecule: messenger RNA, 459 nt
Organism: Andrographis paniculata
Lineage: Eukaryota; Viridiplantae; Streptophyta; Magnoliopsida; Lamiales; Acanthaceae
Exons: 1
Coding region: 1-459 (152 amino acids)
Source: RefSeq, a predicted model, not a curated record
AUGAUGAGAAACCAGAUCAUGUUGCGGGAGCCGUCGGCGGCGUCCGCCGUGUACCGCCGGCAGCUGCUGCUGGAGAAAUCCUCCCCGAGGAGGCUGACAGUGGCGGAGUUCGCCGGCGGGACGACGGCGGAAUGCGCAGCGGUGGCGUGCUGCUGCCCCUUCGGCCUGGCGAACUUUCUGGUGCUGAUGGCCUACAAGGUCCCGGCGGGACUUUGCCGGAAGGCUCUGAGGAGGAAGCGCCACCGCAGGUUGCUGAAGCAAGGGCUGCUGCAACCCCGCCGCCUCCCGUUCACGUGCGACGAAACCCUGUUCCACGUGCGACCCAUCAGCAGCCCCCUCGGGGAAAUGGACACCAGAGAGGAGGAGGUCAUCGAAUUGGAGAAGGAAAUGUGGGACAGAUUCUACGGCGCCGGUUUCUGGCGGAGUCCCUCGCAGAGAAGCGAGAUCUCUGCCCAGUAA